AUGGGGUCAACAUAUGCCGAGUGGAAUCAGAAAGCCACGUUGUGGCUUCAAACGAAAAUGGGUCGAAGAGCAAGAAUCGGUCUUCUAGCAGCUACUGUAGUUGGUUAUCCUAUUGGUUCGAUUCUCAUCAAUGGUCCGUUUGUCAAUUUGACAUUUCCACGAAGGUAUUCCGUCGAGCCACUUCCUGGUCAUCUUCCAUCCAUAGCCGACGAGGAAUAUGGACGAUUUCUAGAACGGGAGUCACGAGUUCCGAAAGAUGCUGUUGUAUCUGUUCAUAUCCAGAAUAAUUUGGCCACAUCCGAUGAAACAGUAGCAUCCGGUUCACUUGGCGUUCGGACAGGACUAAACUUGGCUGUACCAAUGUAUUCGAAAUUCAGCAAUGCAAACGAAGCCUUAGAGUUUUUCAAAAAUCAGUACCAGGAUGGCUUCGAUUUCAUGGGAGAGCGUGUUCCUAUUCGGUGGGAUUCAGAAAUCGCAGAAGAGUUUGCCGACUGCUACGCUCUUUCAGACAAUGCUCGCCGAUUUGUUUUCCUUCGAGACCUUUACGCCUACGAUGGUUAUGCAUCUCUCGCUCAACGAAGUAUUUCAUGGGCGACGUGGACCACUUUCAGUUCAAUUUUCACAUAUUGGAUUCAUAAUAGUUCCCGAUUGCUCAGCGGUUCUGCUGUUUCUUUUGUUGUUGCCUAUCCGUUGUUGUUGGGUGCUGCUUGGUAUGCUAACAAGCAGUGGCAUUUGUUAUACAGAUUCAUGACAGAUAUUCACGCAGAUGCAGAAGCUGCUCGUGCAUCGUUUGAACAUGCGGAGGGUGGAAAAGAAUACUACUGGAAGAUGUUGAAAAGAAACAGAAUCAUGAGAGACAUCAAUCCGUCGUUGUGGGAUCGAGUAACUGCAACAGGAGAUAUUCGAGGCAUUGCCACACCGAUCAUCACAAGAUACGAUCAUUUGAAGGAUGUCAACGAAGAAGACGACGAGCUGAAGGGUUUUAUUAUGAGUGUGGUAGUUGGAUUAAGUGCAUGUGCACUUUCUUCAAUUCUCUUCGGAUCCAUGUUCGUGCCUGUCAAAAAGUGUCAAUCAGGAAAUGGGAUUUUUGUACAAUGGCUAAUGUCAGCCGCCAUACUUCUUGUUGGGGUUGCCGUUUAUGCAACACAAGGUUUUCCAGAAUUCGAACCUCUUGCAAUGCUUGGAGGAAUGUUCUGGGCACUAGGUAACCUGACAGCCGUUCCCAUCAUGAACACAAUAGGAAUUGGAAUGGGAAUGUUGGUAUGGGGAACGACAAACUGUGUAGCUGGUUGGGCUGCUGGAAGGUUCGGUCUGUUUGGUAUCAAUGCAACUAUUCCAACAUUUCCGAUUCUCAACUAUUUUGGUUUAGUUAUGGUUAUUGUCGGAGGUUUCUUGUUUUCUCAAAUUCGACCAAAUGAAUCUCAAUCUUCAUCAGAAAGAAGUCCUCUAAUGGUAGCCCCUGAUGAUGAUUUAGCCGAUGACUUGGUGGGCGGCGCAGACGAUAGUGAUGUAGUUGUGCCACGUGGAGGAGCCGUUCCAACACUUUUGGGUGCUCAUCGGAAUCAAAAACGGAUACUGGCCAUUACCGUAUCUCUGGUUGCUGGUGUGUUUUACGGAGUGACAUUUGUGCCUGUGAUUUACAUUCAAGACCAUCCAGAAUUAUACCCACUGGCUCCAAAAACUGGACUCGGACUCGUUUUCUCUCACUACAUGGGUAUUUUCUGCACAGCUUCCGCUUUUAUGAUUGGAUAUGUGAUCGUAUCAAGGAACAACCCAUUCGCCUCAUCUCGACUAAUAGGACCUUCUUUAACUGCCGGAUCGAUGUGGGGUAUUGCUCAGUCUUCUUGGUUCGUUGCAAAUGACAACUUGUCACAAGCAGUUUCGUUCCCCAUAAUUUCCAUGGUCCCCGGUGUCAUUGCUGCGCUAUGGAGUGUUUUCUAUUUCCGAGACAUCUCCGGAUUGCGCAAUCUCCGUCUUCUAUCCAUUGCUGUUGCUAUCACUCUGUUGGGAGCAAUUUGUGUUGGAGUGUCAAAAUGA
Molecule: messenger RNA, 2037 nt
Organism: Caenorhabditis briggsae
Lineage: Eukaryota; Metazoa; Nematoda; Chromadorea; Rhabditida; Rhabditidae
Biological process (GO): carbohydrate transmembrane transport
Cellular component (GO): membrane
Molecular function (GO): carbohydrate transmembrane transporter activity
Source: RefSeq, a predicted model, not a curated record